Messenger RNA from Mus pahari (shrew mouse), 3246 nucleotides. RefSeq names its product guanylate-binding protein 4. Gene Ontology annotation, molecular function: GTPase activity; GTP binding. Lineage: Eukaryota; Metazoa; Chordata; Mammalia; Rodentia; Muridae. The coding region runs from base 515 to 2377 and encodes 620 amino acids. The transcript is spliced from 11 exons. Gene Ontology annotation, biological process: defense response to Gram-positive bacterium; defense response to protozoan. The record is from RefSeq and is a predicted model, not a curated record.
GACCACACUGCUGAUGGAGCAGUCUAAAUCCAAGAGACCAAGGGACCCAGAGAACGCAAUGACAAUCACUGAUUAGUAGUGUUCCCUGGGGAGUCUUACAGACAGACUUGUGUGCCAAGUGUGAUUCUGUUUUCUCCUUUUUUUAGCACCGGUGAUGGAACACACUCUAGGAAAGAAAAAACAGUCUCAAUCUGCAAGAAGUGGCGCGGGGAUAACUCCAGAAAGUCCGAAGGAAUCUGGGAAAUUCCUCGAGCUCACCUCAGCUCAGCUGAGGUCACAAAUUCUGUUAUUUUGUUCAAGACCUCAAUGACUGAGUCAUCAAGCAAGGACAUGGUUUCGAUUUCAGUGCCUUUUAUGUUAAUUUGUGUCUGGGCGGCCGUUACUUUGCCACUUCUAACAGUGGCUGCUCCAAGGAGCCUGGAGCAGUAGGAAGCUCAGGGAAUGAACCAAGUUGGCUGAGGACUGUCCCUGUUGCAGAGCCAGCGCCUGGGGUGCUGCAGCAUCCGAGUGGACCAUGGAGGCGCCCAUUUGUCUGGUGCAAAACUGGAAAAAUCAGCUGACAGUAAAUCUGGAGGCCGUAAGGAUUCUUGAGCAGAUAACACAGCCUCUGGUGGUGGUGGCCAUUGUUGGUUUAUAUCGUACAGGGAAGUCCUACCUCAUGAAUCGUCUUGCAGGACAGAACCAUGGCUUCUCCUUGGGCUCCACGGUGCAAUCCAAAACCAAGGGUAUCUGGAUGUGGUGUGUGCCCCAUCCCACCAAGCCAACACACACCCUGGUACUUUUGGACACCGAAGGCCUUGGUGAUGUAGAAAAGGGUGACCCUAAGAAUGACUCUUGGAUCUUCGCCCUGGCUGUGCUUCUGAGCAGCACCUUUGUCUACAACAGCAUGAGCACCAUCAACCAGCAGGCCCUGGAGCAGCUGCAUUUUGUGACUGAAUUAACACAGCUAAUCCGGGCAAAAUCGAGCCCCAGAGAGGAUAAUGUGAAGGAUUCUAGUGAGUUUGUAGGUUUCUUCCCAGACUUUAUCUGGACUGUUCGAGAUUUUGUUCUGGAGCUGAAGUUAAAUGGUCGGCCCAUCACAGAAGAUGAGUACCUGGAGAAUGCCCUGAAGCUGAUCCCAGAAAACAAUCCCAAAGUCCAACAGUCCAACAUGACCAGAGAAUGUAUCAGAUAUUUUUUUCCGGUACGGAAGUGCUUUGUCUUUGACAGGCCCACAAGCGACAAACGUUUAUUGUUCCAAAUUGAAAAUGUUCCAGAAAACCAACUGGAAUGGAAUUUCCAGGUUGAAUCAGAAAAAUUCUGUUCCUACAUCUUCACCAAUGGCAAGACCAAGGCUCUGAGAGGGGGAGUCAUUGUCACAGGAAGUCGGCUGGGGACUUUGGUGCAGACCUAUGUGAAUGCCAUCAACAGUGGGACUGUGCCUUGUUUGGAGAAUGCAGUGACAACCCUGGCCCAGCGUGAGAACUCAGCAGCUGUGCAGAAGGCAGCUGACCACUACAGUGAGCAGAUGGCCCAGCGAGUGAGGCUCCCCACAGACACGCUCCAGGAGCUGCUGGAUGUGCAUGCAGCCUGUGAGAAGGAAGCCAUUGCUGUCUUCAUGGAGCACUCCUUCAAGGAUGAUGAGCAGGAGUUCCAGAAGAGGCUGGUGGUCACCAUAGAGGAAAGGAAGGAAGAAUUCAUGCUACAGAAUGAAGCAGCAUCUAUCCGUCACUGCCAGGCUGAGCUGGACAAGCUCUCAGAGUCCCUGAGAGAGAGCAUGUCAUGUGGAGCUUUCUCUGUUCCUGGGGGUCACAGCCUCUACUUAGAAGCCAGGAAGAAGGUUGAGCAGGACUAUGAGCAAGUGCCGAGGAAGGGAGUGAAGGCAAAGGAGGUUCUCAAGAGUUUCCUACAGUCACAGGCUGUUUUAGAGGACUCUAUCCUGCAGUCAGACAAAGCUCUUACAGAUGGAGAGAGAGCCAUAGCAGCUGAGCGGACAAAGAAGGAGGUGGCUGAGAAGGAACGAGAGCUGCUGAGGCAGAGACAGAGGGAGCAAGAGCAAGUGAUGGAGGCUCAGGAGAGAAGCUUCCGAGAAAAUAUUGCUAAACUUCAGGAGAAGAUGGAGAAAGAAAGGGAGAUGCUGCUGAAGGAUCAGGAGAAGAUGCUGGAGCACAAGCUGAAGGUUCAAGAAGAACUGCUUAUUGAAGGAUUCAGAAAGAAAUCUGAUUUGUUAAAGAAUGAAAUAAGUCAACUGAGAGAAGAGAUGGCAAGAACAAGAAGGAAACCCUCACUAUUUGCUCACAUCGUUGACACAGUUGGCAAUGCGUUCAUUAUGAUUUUACCAGGAGCUGGUAAACUAUGUGGUGCGGGGCUGAAAGUCCUCAGCUCACUUAUGAAGUAGUCUGAAGAGUUUCUGGGAUGGAAUUUAUAAAAACCAGGCUUCUAUUAUUUUGAUACCAAACUUUUUGCUGUGAUUUUUCAACACACAUGCUAGUUUAAUAACCACUGUUACAAAGAAGGUCAGAACUUCCAUUAAUAGCUAAAUUGUCAGAUAUUGCUUCAUUAGAGUUGAAUUCUGUGUCAGUUCAUUACCAGUUACAUUUAAGGUUAAAGAUACAAACCAAUGAUUGAAGAAUAUAAGGGUCUGGCAUCCAUAAAUCCUGUCAAAUUUCAGUAACAUAACCUAAACAAUAAAGAGGGAGGCCAGUCAGAAUCUAGUGAAAUUAUUUCUAGAAAAGAUGUAAGUAAAUCAAACAGAAACAUGGCCAAAUGGAGACACAUUGGCAUAUGUAUCCCAGUCCUACACUACAGAUAAUUUGUUACAAAGAGCUCUUGUAAAAACAUUCAAGUGGGUUUUCAUAGGAGAAUGUAUGAGAAAAAUGUUUGAUUGAUAAUAAAAGGCAUGCAGAUUAAAAUAAUGAAGCAUUUGUAUCCCUCUUCUUACAUGCAAAAGAAUUUGGUUUUGACAGAACCCUGGUGCACAAAGGGUUAAUUGAAAUGUCAAGUAACUACCAUUUUCUAGGGGGAUAAUGAGAAACCUGGCUUUGUCUUUCUGUAGCCCAAGGAACUUGUUCGCAGGUAGGAUGUGGAAGGGCUUGGAGCCUUGGAAUAGGCAAGCCCUAGAGUGCUGUAGGAACACUUACUGCACAUUUGGUUUGGGAGGCAGAAGGUUGAGAGAAACACAGUACAGCAUGGCCCAUGAGGUCUCAGAGGAACACAAGGACUUCAUUGGGAAAUGGGCUACAGGCCAUUCUGGCUCCAUCCUGGCCA